Messenger RNA from Gadus morhua (Atlantic cod), 3827 nucleotides. RefSeq names its product potassium intermediate/small conductance calcium-activated channel, subfamily N, member 1a (gene kcnn1a). Lineage: Eukaryota; Metazoa; Chordata; Actinopteri; Gadiformes; Gadidae. The record is from RefSeq and is a predicted model, not a curated record. The transcript is spliced from 11 exons. Gene Ontology annotation, cellular component: membrane. Gene Ontology annotation, biological process: potassium ion transport. Gene Ontology annotation, molecular function: small conductance calcium-activated potassium channel activity; calmodulin binding. The coding region runs from base 515 to 3778 and encodes 1087 amino acids.
CGGUACUAGAAACCACAAAGGCGGUUUUAUUAAAACGCACAUUUGAUAUGAAUUUGCAUUUAUUUGGGGGGGAUGAACAGUGUGUGCACGACGGGCUUUAGCAGUGCAGCCGAUGUUUGAUUAUGCGUGGUGUUGGUUAGGGCAACAAUGACAAAGUCCAUCUGGUGGACCACUGGAUUUAGGCGAUCGACCAAAAAAUCUGGUUUGUAACACAAUCUUAGACUUAGACCGGUGAUCUGGUUUCCGUUCUACCUCAACCCAUAAGUCAUUGUUUGAGUGAAGCAGCAGCGUUGGAGCCGCUGCAGCCUGCCGUGCGCAUACAAAGCGUGCAUGCACCGAUCCUCUACCGAAGGCGGCGUCCUGGUUGCACGGUGACGUUUUAAGGCAGGUCUUGACCAAACCUACCAAUGAUACAAGUCGGUUCUAUUCUGCUGGGACUGAUCGCAAUGAACGGGUGUCGGAGCUCUACACGGCAAAGGAGCAAGCAAGACAGCAAGACGAGGCGAUCAAGGGGAUGCGGCAUCGAUACGCCGGAGCUGUCCCCCAGCACCACCAAACUCCCGACGACCAGCGAGAGAAGAGCAGCGUCGCGCCGAGCAGCCAAGACCCCGGAGCCGCCCCUGUGUUCAGCCUGCCGCCCCCGCCCUCGUCUCACCACCGAGACCGCACCUCGACCACCGCCGCGUACCGCCAGAGCCUCCAGGAGCUGCCGUGUCUCAGCCAGCCCUCCCGCAGACCCAGCCACAGCGGCGACCCGCUGCCUCUGGUGAGCUACGACAUCGCGUCCCCGCCACCCCCGCACCGGGGUAGUGACCCUGGCUCCGGGCGGCUCCAGGCACCGCUUCAGCAGCAGGAUCCCUGGGCCGCGGCGGGCUCACCGCAGCCGCCGCCGCCUCAGCCGCAGUCGGACAAGCAGCCGGUUUUUCCGAGCUGCCACUGCAGUUUUUCUGACCAGGAGGCGGGCUUCUCUCAGCACCACCACCGCCACCAGCAGCACCACCAUCCCCUCGACCCGUUCUCGCCGCAGCCCCCCUGCCCACCCGUGCUGCCCUCGCCGAUCCCCCCGCCACCGACGUCCUCACGCUCGUCCCAACGCUUUUCCCAGGAUUCCCGAAAGGAGGACCGAAGGAGUGCCAAACCCCACCGACAGGCGAGCACCGUGGACCGCUGCAGGGGAGGAGGAGGAGGAGGAGGAGGAGGAGGAGGAGGAGGAGGAGGAGGAGGAGGAGGAGGAGGAGGAGGAGGAGGAGGAGGGAACCGAGACCAGAGGCAGUUGUUGCAGCAACAGCAGCAACAGCAGAGUCAUUUAAGACCCCCACACAGGGACCCCUCCCCUGAAGGAAACCGUAGAAACUCACAGAAAGGGCGAUCCUUCAAUGUGUGUGAGUCAACGGACGCUGCCAACAGGAGACCAUUUGAGUCGUCGCAGACUCAGGACUUGCAGCAGCAGCAGCAGCAACAACAGCAGCAACAGCUCCCACAAUUACGAGCGCAGCAACAGCUACUGGUGGGCAGCAGCUUGCCACUCAACUACUGCGCCAGCGGCUCAGAAGAGCUAUGUAGGACUCAGCAAGCACCACUGCUGCAACAGCAACAGCAACAGCAACAGCAACAGCAACAGCAACAGCAGCAGCAGCAGCAACAGCAACAGCAACAGCAACAGCAGCAGCAGCAGCAACAGCAACAGCAAGACGCACUGGGGUUAUGUCCCCAGCGUCCACAGCAGCAGCACUGUGAACAGGAGCGAAAUAAGUCUGGAGGGAGGACCGCCGAGCAGACACCACCGCCACACUGCCGCGACCACAGCGGCGUGAAGCAUUCUACCACCGAGCGGCAGCAGCAGCAGCACGCGGGGAACCGGACUGCGCCUGCAGGGAGCAGCAGCAGCAGGAGCAGCAGCGGCAGCGGCAGCGGCAGCAGCCCUAACUACGGCUCCAGCUAUCACCUGUGGCCAGAGAGCCCGCAUAAAGGAGAGGAGAGGAUCCGCAUCGAUCAACAUAAGGCCACUACUGAGCAGAAGAAGCUGAGCCAUGCUGGAUCCAAGCCCUCCCUCUCCGAGAGCAGUGGCCGCCUCCCUCAGAUAGCCAUGAACACCUGUAAGUACAAUGGCGGCGUGGUGAGACCACUCGCGGGAAGCCUGGCGUCCUCGUCGCGCCGCAACCUCGCCGAGCUCGACUCGGAGACGCAGCCCCUGCAGACCCUGCACAGCUCCGGGCUGGAGGUGGUGGUCUCCAAGGGCAACAGUGGCGAGGACCGCAGCAAGACCUCCAACGAGAGCCUGGUGCGGGAGGGGGGCGCGGCGGGCGUCGCGGGCGGCGGGACGCAGAAGAAGAACAAGGACAUCGGCUACAAGCUCGGCCACCGGAGGGCGCUGUUUGAGAAGCGGAAGAGACUCAGCGACUACGCGCUCAUCUUUGGGAUGUUUGGGAUUGUUGUCAUGGUGACGGAGACGGAGUUGUCGUGGGGGAUUUAUACUAAGGAAUCUUCGUACUCAUUUGCACUGAAAUGCCUUAUCAGCCUUUCCACUGUUAUAUUGCUUGGUCUUAUAAUCAUGUACCAUGCCCGCGAAAUCCAGCUCUUCAUGGUGGACAACGGCGCCGACGACUGGCGGAUCGCCAUGACGUACGAGCGCAUCUUCUUCAUCGUGCUGGAGCUGCUGGUGUGCGCCAUCCACCCCAUCCCGGGCCAGUACGUGUUCACCUGGACGGCGCGGCUGGCCUUCAGCUACACGCCGUCGGUGGCCGACGCCGACGUGGACAUCAUCCUCUCCAUCCCCAUGUUCCUGCGGCUCUACCUGAUCGGCCGCGUCAUGCUGCUGCACAGCAAGCUGUUCACGGACGCCUCGUCGCGCAGCAUCGGCGCGCUCAACAAGAUCAACUUCAACACGCGCUUCGUCAUGAAGACGCUCAUGACCAUCUGCCCGGGCACCGUGCUGCUCGUCUUCAGCAUCUCCUCCUGGAUCAUCGCCGCGUGGACCGUGCGUGUCUGUGAGAGGGAUACCAUGUAUCAUGACAAACAGGACGUGACCAGUAACUUCCUGGGAGCCAUGUGGCUGAUCUCCAUUACCUUCCUGUCUAUUGGCUACGGAGACAUGGUACCUCACACGUACUGUGGGAAGGGAGUGUGUCUUCUUACAGGGAUCAUGGGUGCAGGGUGCACUGCACUUGUGGUCGCCGUGGUAGCUAGAAAGCUAGAGCUGACCAAGGCUGAGAAGCAUGUCCACAACUUCAUGAUGGACACACAACUUUGCAAACGAGUAAAGAACACAGCUGCCAAUGUACUCAGGGAAACAUGGCUCAUUUACAAACACACAAAGUUGGUUAAGAAAAUAGAUCACGCCAAGGUGCGGAAACACCAGCGCAAGUUUCUACAAGCCAUUCACCAAGCUCAGAAACUGCGCAGUGUGAAGAUGGAGCAGAGGAAACUGAAUGACCAGGCCAACACCUUGGUGGACCUGGCCAAGACCCAGAACGUGAUGUACGACCUGGUGUCGGAGCUGCAGGAGCGCAGCGAGGAGCUGGACAAGCGCAUCGGCACGCUGGAGGACAAGCUGGACACGGUGACGGGCAGCCUGCAGGCCCUGCCCUGCCUCAUCUCCCAAGCCAUAACCCAGCAGCAGCAGGACUUCCUGGACGGCUUCGUGCACCGCUUCCGGCCCGCCUCGCUAGGCUCCGAGCGCUCCGAGCGGUCCGAGCGCUCCGAGCGGUCGUGGACGUCGACGGCGCGGCGGCGGCGCUCGCCCUCCACCGCCCCGCACACCUCCUCCGACAGCGGGUAACACCGGCCACGCCUCGGCCAGCACCACCGCCUCCGCCACAGCACCGCCC